AGAGGGGCGGCCAUGGCGGGCCGGGCUGAGGGCUGCGCUGAGGCGCGGGGCCCGUCGGUGGCCUUCCUGCACCCGGACCUGGGCCUGGGCGGCGCGGAGCGGCUGGUGGUGGACGCGGCGGUGGCGCUGGCGUCGCGGGGCUGCCGCGUGCAGGUGUGGACGCCCCGCUACGACCCGGCGCGCUGCUUCUCGGAGACGCGCGGGCUGGACGUGCGCACGGCGGGCGGCUGGCUGCCCCGGAGCGUCCUGGGAAGGGGCCACGCGCUCUGCGCCGCCCUCCGCAUGGCCUGCCUGGCCCUCAGCCUCCUGCUGCUCAGCGGGGAGGAGGUCGACGUCUUCGUCUGCGACCAGGUGAGGGCGGGGGGGGGUCGGACUAGAUGCCCCUUGGGGGGCCCGGCCCCACCAUUCCUGGAUCCGGUAUACACUCAGAAGAGCCGGCCCAAGACGUUCCAUAGGAUCACAGGAGGGUAGACAGGGCCGGAUUUACGUAUAAGCCCAAACAAGCUGUAGUUUAGGGCCCCACUGUCAUGGGCCCCCCAAAAACAUUUAAAGGGGAGAAAACUGGAUGUACAUUUCCAAAAUAUAAGAUUAAAAACAAAUAAAAUAAAACCUACAUACAGCAACAGUGUUUUGUGCUGUGUAGGCUCCUAUGAUGUACUGUAUUUUUCGCUCUAUAAGACGCACCAGACCACAAGAUGCACCUAGUUUUUGGAAGAGGUAAACAAACAAAAAAAUAUUCUGAAUCCCAGAAGCCAGAACAGCAAGAGGGAUUGCUGUGCAGCGAAAGCAGCGAUCCCUCUUGCUGUUCUGGCUUCUGGGAUAGCUGCGCAGCCUGCAUUCGCUCCAUAAGACGCACACACAUUUCCCCUUACUUUUUAGGAGGGAAAAAGUGAGUCUUAUAGAGCAAAAAAUACGGUAAGUAAUGGGUCUCACCUGCUAGCCUGCUCCCUCAAAUAUCACAUAUAAAGGGUCCCAUUACCUUCAGUAGCUUAGGGCCUCAUCAAACCUAAAUCUGGCCUUGAUUGUAGAUUUGGAAGGGACCACAAGAGUUCUCCAGUACAGGCGUGACCAACAGGUAGAUCAUGAUCUCCCAGUAGAUCACGGACAUCUGUGGUAGAUCACUGGCUCCCCCCAAAGAAGCUCAACAAGUUUGGCUCCUCUAAAAAAAGCUAAACAUUUUUGCCCAGAACCCCAAAAAAGGGGGUAGAUACUGCCAGUCUUUAACUCUUCUUUUUCAGUGUAUCUGAAGAAGUGUGCAUGCACACGAAAGCUUAUACCGAGAACAAACUUAGUUGGUCUCUAAGGUGCUACUGCACAGUUUUUUAUAUAUAUUUCGACUGCAUCAGACCAACACAGCUACCUACCUGAGUCUUUAACUCUGAGUAGAUCGCAGUCUCUUGGGAGUUGGCCACCUCUGCCUAGUACAACCCCCUGCAAUGCAGGAAUCUUUUGCCCGACUUGGGGCUUGAACCCACAACCUUGAGAUUGAGAGUCUCGUGGUCUACCAACUGAGCUAUCAUUUUUCUGAGGCGAAUUAGGAAAUCUCUGCGCUCCCCCCACGCCCCCCCCCCCCCGGUCAGGGAAGAAGGAGUGAGGAAAGCACUGCAUCAGGAAUGAGAGGGAAAGGAACAUCUUCUGCCUCUGUGGACCCUGCCUCAUGAGUGGGCCACUGCAUAAGCCUUGGUUUUUGUUUUAUUAUGUAUUUUGCAUUGUCCUUUUGUUGUUUGCUAUCGUGAACCGGCCUGGGAUCUUCGGAUGAAGGGUGGUACACAAAUUUAAUAAGUGCCCAUUGAUGGUAAUGGGGCCUUCUCACAGGAAAGUGUGCUUAAAAAACGCAUGCUGCUUGCAACAAAGAAAGUGAAGAGGGGGAAAUCUGCUUAUAAUCAGGGGUGGUAAGUGUUACUCUAUCUGUGGUUGCUACCAUGCAAGCGGCUGUCAAGGAGCCAGAGACAAAAGUUCUAGAAAGAUGGGGCAUCUUGCUGUCCCACCAGCCCAGACGGAAGGAACAUCCUGAAGGGUCCCUGGCCAUUAUCAUCUCAUUCACUCCUUUUCCAAACAAGGGAAGGAAAGCACCUAAAACAUUACACACACACUAAGCCAGGCUUCUUGCAUUCCAGCUGCUUCCUUCAGCUGCAAUUUGCAGCAAAGUCAUAUUUUCUUACCUCUGAGAAGAGAUGAAAAGGAAUACUAGGAACAAAUGCAUUAUGCCACAGGUUGGUAACACCAUUUGACACUAGACAUUCUGGAUUAUGCUGACACUGCUGAUUAAACAUCUAGUGUAGAGAACAUUCCUUUGGGUUGUUCAAGAUAAAACACAGCUAAACGUAACAAUUGGGCAAGCAUAAGAGGCACUGUUAUUCAGUAUAGCAGUUUCCUUUCUUAGGCGUAUUUCUUUGUUUUUCUAGGUAUCUGCAUGCAUUCCAUUUCUCCGUCUUGCCCGCAUCCGUAAGAAGAUUUUGUUUUACUGUCACUUCCCUGAUCAGCUUCUGACCAAGAGGGAAUCGUUUCUUAAACGUAUCUACAGAGCUCCACUGGACUGGUUGGAAGAGUAUACUACUGGCAUGGCAGACUGUAUUCUUGUCAACAGCUUUUUCACAGCCGGUGUUUUCAAAGAAACCUUCAAAUCCUUAUCUCACAUAAAUCCAGAUGUCUUGUACCCUUCUUUGAAUGUCAACGUGUUUGAUACGGUUAUUCCUGAAGAUGUAGCUAACAUAGUUCCCAACAGGAAGAGAUUCUUGUUUCUUUCCAUCAAUAGGUAUGAAAGGAAGAAGAAUCUAGUAUUGGCAUUAGAGGCUUUGCAUGACCUUCGGGGUAAACUUGAUGCUCAGGAGUGGAAGGAUGUUCACUUGGUUUUGGCUGGUGGUUAUGAUGAAGCAGUUCAAGAAAACGUGGACUAUUAUGAAGAACUGAAAGCAGUUGCUGCCAAGCUUCGCAUUGAUGAGCAGAUCACAUUCUUAAGAUCUUUCUCUGAUGCACAGAAGAUAGCUCUUCUUAGUAACUGCACGUGUGUGCUGUAUACACCAGGUAACGAACACUUUGGCAUAGUUCCUUUAGAAGCUAUGUACAUGAGAUGCCCAGUCAUCGCAGUAAAUUCAGGGGGACCUUUGGAAUCGGUUGUAAACAAUAAGACAGGUUUCUUGUGUGAUCCUCUUCCAACCCAGUUUUCAGAAGCCAUGGAGAAAUUCGUGAAAGACCCUGCUUUGAAGAAGACAAUGGGAGCUGCUGGGAGAACUAGAGUUCUAGAAAAGUUUUCACUGGAAGCAUUCACUGAAAAGCUGUAUCAAUACGUUCAUAGCUUAGCACAAUAAAAUCAAGCUCCAUAAUGUGACAUUGGUUUUUUAAUGCUGGGUUUUCUAUUACACCCAUGGACUAACAUCCCAAAAGAUUAUUAAUGUGAUUCUUCUGACUCUGUGUUGGACCACCACUUUAGACUGAAUCUGGCAUAUAACAAACUACUCUGAUAGUGAACUUGUCUCUUGAUAUUUUUUAUACUUUGUCUUGCACUAUGUGCUGCAAAAUAAUAAAAUGAAGAUUAAAAAAUCA
Messenger RNA from Podarcis lilfordi (Lilford's wall lizard), 3543 nucleotides. The record is from the annotation of a GenBank genome assembly. NCBI's taxonomy places the organism in Eukaryota, Metazoa, Chordata, Lepidosauria, Squamata, Lacertidae.